Molecule: messenger RNA, 318 nt
Organism: Phytophthora infestans T30-4
Lineage: Eukaryota; Oomycota; Peronosporomycetes; Peronosporales; Peronosporaceae
Exons: 5
Coding region: 1-318 (105 amino acids)
Source: RefSeq, a predicted model, not a curated record
AUGGGCAUCGACAGUGGUGCUGAGGUAGAUGCCAAACUCCGAGACGCCAAGGACGGAGAGAGCCAGCGUGUGCUCACGUUGAAUGCCAAGAUUGUGCUUGACCUCUUCGAGUCGGCCAUGCAACCGCUGGUAUUGGUCUCGAAAAUUUCUGGCCGCUUCUUCCGCUGUGCAAGUAGUGGUCGUCGGAAUAAAAUGUGCCCUCUUCGUAAGACGGUCGACAAUUACCCAUACAGCAUCGUAGAGUCCGUGCCGAGAACGUGGAAGGCCGGUAAUAAAAUUCAUAGUAAUUUGGCUCCAUCGACGGUCAGGAAUUUCUAA